AUCUUGUUGGGGGAUUACCAUUACUCUCUCUGAUACCCCAGAGAAAUCAAAGAAUAGCAAGAAAAUGGCUGGAGAUGAUUCCAAUAAUGCACCGUCGGCACCAGAAUGGCCGACUUCGGUAGGAUUCAACAGUGAUCAAUUGCCCAAUAAUAGCCAAGCGUCUGACGAUGAAGAGGCUGCCUUCGACCCCCAUAUCAUUCCAAAUGAACCGGAGGAACUUGAAGUCGAGGAAGAGAGCGAAGGAGAGGAUAUCUUCAACAAAAAUUUCAUGGAGGAUUAUCAGAGGGCAAAAGAGCAUGAUUGCUACGAAUCUCUUGGAUUAGACGAUUCGCUCGAGGAUGAGAGGGAUUUGGAUCAGAUCACUCAAGACUGUAAAGCUGCCGAGUUAGAGCUUGAUGCUCACGAUGCUUGCUUCUUUGGUCAUGUAAUUGCACCAAACCAAAAGUCCUUCUUCAGUUCGUGUCUUCACUUCAGAUAAACCUGCAAAGCCCCGAGGUGAAUCUUCGGAGUAGACACUCCAAUACUUAAGUCAACAAUAAUUGGAUCUACCUUUAGAAUAGUGGAAAAGAAGCUUUAGGUCGGUUUCAAUUACCUUUUUGAGGUAGCCCCUAGGGGGUAUUUAUAG
Rubroshorea leprosula is the source of this 625-nucleotide messenger RNA. Lineage: Eukaryota; Viridiplantae; Streptophyta; Magnoliopsida; Malvales; Dipterocarpaceae. The record is from the annotation of a GenBank genome assembly.